Syngnathoides biaculeatus (alligator pipefish) is the source of this 2341-nucleotide messenger RNA. It is a transcript of the gene haus5, whose product is annotated as HAUS augmin-like complex, subunit 5. The transcript has 19 exons. The record is from RefSeq and is a predicted model, not a curated record. Gene Ontology annotation, biological process: centrosome cycle; spindle assembly. The coding region runs from base 267 to 2237 and encodes 656 amino acids. Lineage: Eukaryota; Metazoa; Chordata; Actinopteri; Syngnathiformes; Syngnathidae. Gene Ontology annotation, cellular component: centrosome; HAUS complex.
UCAAUCAUCUGACCACGGCGUAGUGUAUCCAGGAAGUGAUGUAAUCGGGCGCGAAAUUGAAAAUAUGGCUAGUUCCUUCAAAUAAAGCAAAAACUACGAUUAUAGAAAGCUCGUUUAAUUGGAUGAUUGUGAUCAUCCCUGUAAAAGUGUAUGAGUAAAAACACCACAGUCAACAAGUGUAUGCUUGCUAGUAACUAUGAAUAACUAGUUGAUAGCUUGUAUAGCCAGCUAGCUCGGUGUGUUUUUUUUUUCCGACGUCGAUAACAAUGGCGGACAGGCAUCUUGUGCGGGAUUUGAAACGUUGGGCGACGGAAGAGUUCAAUCUACCCCCGGAGAGCCUGCCGCCUGACAGCUACUUGAAAACUAUGUGUGUUGGGAAAGGAACGUCUAUUUGGAAAUAUGUCAUCCAUCACGUUUUCCAACAAAGAACUGUGAAGCUCAAGCGUGGCAAUCUUCAGUGGUACAAAGUGCUUCAAGACAAAGAGGUGAAACAGCGUGAGGCCCAGAGCGUGACUGCACAGCAGAGUGAGCUUCAGAGGAAGAUAGAGCAGCUCAAGAGUGAGAUCGGCCACCUGGACUCAGAGAUCAGAGCAACUGAGGAACAGCUAGCCACUCAAGAGGAAUCUAUCAGUUCUACCUGGGCUCAGGUGGAGGACAGUCAGAACAGGAUUUUGCUUCUCCAGGUCUUCAAGCAGCGCUGUGUGUCAGGUCGCAAGAAGCUGUUGAGCGACACUCGGGAGAUUAAUGGCUACUGCCAGGCGCUGGAGCAAAUGGCAAGUAAAGCGGAGAUUGAGUUGGUGUUAGAAAAUCCGCUUUCCAGCAACUGUGACGUUGAUACACUUCUCUUCGACUCUCCAGUGGAGGCACAAGUCUUGCGUCAAGUGAGACUGCUGUGUAAAGACAGGGUCCAUUUUUAUCAGUCUUUACAAGAGAGUGAAUCGAAAACCGGACGCUGUGGACGUAUGACUAGUGGGCAGAGGACUGCUGCGUUUCAGUACUGGUUAAGGGCUGUGGAGAACCUGGUGGAUACUCACCCUCCAAACCACAUCCUCUCUGCAUUGGAACAUUUGGCUUCCAAGGAGCAGAAGGCCUUGGAUGUAAAUGUAUCCUCUCAGACUUUUCCUCGUGAUGUGAAAGGUCGUAGGUUCCGUCGUGAGAACAAUCAACUCGUCCACAUACCAAACGAAGAGGAUGAUGACUUGCCAUCCAUUAAUACCCUCUUACAGGCUAAAUGGCGAGAAGUGGAGAAGAGUUUUGUUGAAUUGUCCCAGACGCGCUCCAGAGUCCAGAAACUCCAGAAUCAGCUGCUGGCUUGCAGGAAGCAGGCUGAACAGAAAGUGUAUGGCUUUGUUGACCAUCACAAUGACACAUUGGUAGAGUCAGUUUUGGAACUGGAGCUUCAGUGUGUGAUGAAGGCUGCAGCCAGAGACUAUAUUCAAGAAUGGUGUAUCCAGCAUGACCAGCAUGCCAGAAGCCAGCAGGAGGCGCUCCGGAACCUUUCCAGACAAUGGCAGAAUGUUGUGGACUUCAGACAACUUUUGCUCCUCAGGCAGGAACAGAUUAGAAGUCUGGUUAAGGGAAAUUCAUCAGCUAAAACUCAAUUGAUCCACAUGCACAAAGAGCUACAGGACUUUCUGAAGGACAAAGUAGUGCCACAGUGCAAAGAUGUCAGCACCGCUGCCAUUAGUGUAAGAAACUCCAUCUCCAAGGAUGUUAAACAGAUGGCCACCAUUUCGCUUCGAGCUCUGGACCGGAGAACUGUUGAUGGAAUCCAGAGAAUUCCUGCUUCAUGGCUGUCCAUCCAUCGCUUGUAUUUGUCAACCUUCAGCAGCCUGUGUCAAGACUUGGGGUUUCCACGCUAUAGGGCUCCAGAGGAGUUGUGUGCCCAGGCGUACUGCGACCACAUCGAGUGGCGUUUUCUGGUUCAGUUACUAAAACUUACCUCGACCACUCUUCAGAAAUCCAAGGAGUGGGUGGCACAGCUGCCUGAAUCUGAUCACAAGGCUUUGCUGUCCAAAGUCAAAGAAGAAGAUGAGAAAUUGUUGAAGUCUCUGGUUCCAAGGGCCAGAAGUCUUACCCAGAAAUGUGCAGAAAGCCUUUCUUAUUUAGAGAAAGUCCAAACGGCCAUCUCUGACUGGUGGGAUCAGCCAGCACAACAUGUCCUACCUGAUAUCUGCAAAGGAGGACUGACUUUUCAGCAGUGGCUAGAGAAGUGGAAACUAGCUGCCAAAUCCUAAAUGAUAGGAGUAACUUACUAAAGUAGCAAAACUGUCCAGAUGAAUAUGGAUGAAGAAAAUGCACGAGGUAUUGGUAAUUGUCACAUCAGAUUUUUUUUUUCAUU